AUGCCUGCAGAACUCCAAAACGGGCUGCCUGCCCACGGUACCAAUGGUGUCAACGGCAACGCGACGGAGCUCUCAAAUCCCACACCUGCACACCCAGCGUUCGACUCGAUACCAGAUGUCAUACAAGCCUUCGCAAACGACGAAUUCGUGAUCGUCCUUGACUCACCCUCGCGCGAAAACGAAGGCGACCUGAUAAUCGCAGCCGAAGCCCUCACCCCCUCAAAAGCCUCCUUUCUGAUCCGCUACUCAAGCGGCUACAUCUGCGCGCCCCUCCCCGUUUCCCGUGCCGCCGCCCUGCACCUCCCGCAAAUGGUCGCCGACAACGCCGACCCCAACCGCACCGCCUACGCCGUCAGCAUUGACUCGUCCGACGCGUCCGUCACAACCGGCAUCUCAGCGACCGACCGCAGCUUAACAUGCCGCAUGCUCGCCGACCCCAGCGCCAAAGCCAGCCAUUUCAGGAGACCGGGUCAUAUAUUGCCGUUGCAGGCGCGGGAUGGUGGUGUGCGUGAAAGGAGGGGGCAUACAGAGGCGGCGGUGGAUCUGUGCCGGUUGGCGGGCAAGCAACCUGUUGGUGUUAUUUGCGAGUUGAUUACCGAUGGCGACGAGGUGCCUGGUAAGCCGGAGUUGAUUGGUGGAGGCAUGAUGAGGAGGGACGACUGUUUGGCUUUCGGCAAGAAGUGGGGGAUUAAGGUGUGUACGAUUGAUGACAUGGUGAGGUAUAUUGAGGAGAAUGAUGGGGUCUUGGGCACGUCCUCAUAG
Molecule: messenger RNA, 762 nt
Organism: Alternaria novae-zelandiae
Lineage: Eukaryota; Fungi; Ascomycota; Dothideomycetes; Pleosporales; Pleosporaceae
Gene: RIB3
Product: 3,4-dihydroxy 2-butanone 4-phosphate synthase
Exons: 2
Coding region: 1-762 (253 amino acids)
Biological process (GO): aerobic respiration; riboflavin biosynthetic process
Cellular component (GO): cytosol; mitochondrial intermembrane space
Molecular function (GO): 3,4-dihydroxy-2-butanone-4-phosphate synthase activity
Source: RefSeq, a predicted model, not a curated record